UACGGUUCAUUAAAUGCAAAAGAAAUAGCAACAUUCGCUCUGCUAUCUAUUGCUUUUCACUGGAGUCAGGCAGACUGUAGUAGUUGUCCCACAGAUACAAUCGUGAGUCCGAUGUUGGACUUCCUGGUCGGGCAGUGCUUUUUAUUAGAAUUAGAGAACACAAUUUGUCAGACAUCUUCUUUCUAAACUAAUGUGCAAUUCAGUCAUCAGGUUUCAAUAUCAUUUCCAAUUGUGAUAUUUCGCAGUGGUCUACAGGGAGAGGAUUCAUUAACGUUACUCGUCAAAGUUAGCUAGUGAGCUAACGUCAACGUUAGGCUCUGCUGUGCUCUAGCCAUGUCCGCUUCAGCUGGAUGCUCCCCGGCGGGCCAGAGCUCGGGCCUUGGUCCCGGUAUGUCUAUGUUUCGCUGGCUAGAAGUGCUGGAAAAAGAAUUUGACAAGGCCUUCGUGGAUGUGGAUCUGCUGCUCGGAGAAAUAGACCCAGAUCAAGUCGAUAUUACGUACGAGGGUCGGCAGAAGAUGACCAGCCUAAGCUCCUGUUUUGCUCAGCUCUGUCACAAAACCCAGACGGUUUUCCAACUCAACCAUAAACUAGAGGCUCAGCUGUUGGACCUGCGUUCUGAGCUUACUGAAGCUCAGGCUGAGCGUGUGGUGGUAGAAAGAGAGGUCCAUGACCAACUUCUGCAGCUUCAUGCUCUCCAGCUGCAGAUCCAUGCCAAGCAAGGCCAAGCUGAGGACUCUGACUCCAUCAAAGAUAGACUGCCUGCACCAACACUGGGUGAGAGGGAACAGGAGCUCGAGGCCAGCAAGAAAGAAAAAUUAGCAGAGGCAAGGCUGGAGGCAGAAGUGAGACUAUAUAAGAAGGAAAAUGAGGCCCUUCGCAGGCACAUGGCAGUACUUCAGGCUGAAGUGUAUGGAGCCAGACUGGCUGCAAAAUAUUUGGACAAGGAACUGGCUGGCAGGGUGCAGCAGAUCCAAUUACUGGGUCGUGACAUGAAAGGGCCAGCACAUGACAAGCUGUGGAACCAACUGGAGGCAGAGAUUCACCUUCACCGCCAUAAGACUGUCAUCCGAGCAUGUAGGGGUCGCAAUGAUCCUAAGAAACCUCUUCCCUCUCCUGUAGGGCAUGACUCAGACAUGUUAAAGAAAACCCAGGGAGUAGGCCCUAUCAGAAAGGUGGUGCUAGUCAAAGAUGACCACGAGGGCUUGGGAAUCUCCAUCACAGGUGGGAAGGAGCACGGUGUUCCCAUUCUAAUUUCAGAGAUCCAUCCUGGUCAGCCUGCAGAUAGAUGUGGAGGUUUGCAUGUCGGAGAUGCCAUUCUUGCCGUCAAUAGCAUCAAUUUGCGUGAUGCCAAACACAAGGAGGCUGUCACCAUUCUGUCUCAGCAGGGAGGGCAGAUAGAGUUUGAGGUGGUGUAUGUGGCUCCAGAGGUGGACAGCGAUGAUGAGAAUGUGGAGUAUGAAGAUGACAGUGGCCAUCGCUACCGACUCUACUUGGAUGAACUGGAGGAUGGUAGUACAGCGCCACCUGGUGACAGCUCAGCAUCGCUGCAGGCUCUGGAGAAGAUGUCACUGAGCAAUGGACCAGAGAAUGGAGAUACUGGGAUCUCCAGUGAGACACCUUCAGAGGAAACCCCUUCGAAGCCUCCUGACACUGACUUCUCCUCCUAGAGUCCCAGCCAAGCCAUCGUUAUUAGGGGAGAUAGCAACAGGAUUGGUGGAAAAAUCCCUUUCAAGAACUGAAUCAAAGAAUUCUAUGACAAGCAGAAACAAUCCCCCUCUUUUUUCCCAUUUUCCUCUUGGUAUUCUUGUGUGGUGGGAUUUGGGGUUUUAGUCUGGGCAUGUGGUAAUCAGUCUGUUAACAUGCACUGAAGUAACCAGAUUACAGUCAGCUUUCUCCAGUAAGCUGAUUUCUUAACUGUCAUGCAAUCAGCUAUGUAUCUUGGCUAUGUAUACAUGUUACCAGUUUGCUAAUUGGCUUUUUACAUGUAGGCAUGCAUGUGACAAAAGACAGGGAAAGUAAGUGGAGUGGCUGAAUGAAAGGAGAGGUAAUUACAUGGAGUGAUGCAUUUUCAUAUUUAAAAUAAUUCCAUCCAAAGAUCGACUAACUCAAAGUGGCCUGUAUAAGUCUAAAUAAGUUGGUCUGUUAAAUUCAGACAUAUUUGUGCUGUGAAGGAAAAGCUUCACUCUGUCACUCUGUCAGUUAGCUCCUACACAAACACACGCGCACACACACACACACACACACACACACACACACACAAAAGUCAGAAAGUAGCGUAUUCUAUCACUAAUACACUUAAAAUCAGUAAGCCAUGCUUUAGUGCACAGUAAAGAGCGCAGGUAAACUUGUUCCCCAAUUGCUGAUAUUACCUGGUUUCUCUAAAUAACCUGGUUACUUAAAUGGAUGAAAACACACUGAAAGUGUGAAUUUGAUAUUUAGCUAUGAUACUAAUGGGAAUUAACAGGACAGCUGCAUGCUAGAAAAUGGCAGAAAAAGGAGAAGUCAUCAAGCUGUCAUAGAGCCACAGUAACAUCAGGGAGGAAGAGAUUACCAAUUAUUGAGAAAUACUUGUAAGGGCCACUUUUCAGGACACUUGAAGAGUGUUUUGCUUCUGUUUGUAUAGCUACUCAUCUGGUCUUGGUAACACUAUGACAAGACUACAGUAUAUUGUCCUAUAGGGACUCUGGGAGAGGCUAGGAAAAUAUCUUAAAGAGAAAGUGAAUGAAAAAUGGCAGAGAAUUUUUAUACUCAUUGUUUUAAAAAAAGAGAGAAUAAAUCUAUUAACCUUCUCAGAUGUGAUCACUUUAGCUAGCAAGAGCAAGACCAUUCAUGCUCAUUCAAAUGAGAUGUUAAAUAAAAUUUUGAAUUGGAAAAACCCUGUCAAAUAUCAAAUAGGAAAAUGUGAUCAAAUCCUGCCUUUUUCAAACUUUUUUGAAACACAUUUAAAACCUUAUCAAACCACAUAAAUGGAUACACUAAAAGUUAAAAAACAGUGGGCAAAAUUUCUUUGGAGAUUCAAAAGUACUUGAACAGCUGCUUCUGGCUCUAAAUUGAAAUUCAGAUUCGUUAAAAUGCAGAAUUUUUUUUAUGGUUAUAGUGUAUCAAAUAUACAUACGUACAUUUACUUAAUAAACCAACAAUCUUAUUAGUAUUCUGUUUUUUGUUUGUUUUUUCCCUCUUAUCCAACUGAGAAAUCUGUAAUAGAGGACUUUCAGGUGAUGAAUUUACCCUCUGGUGAGAGAGGGUCUCUUGGACUUUGGCAACAGUGGCUGAGAAGAAACGGAUAAUUCUAGCUGAUUCUCACUUUGGGGGUUUCCUUCGUUUGAAGUUGGUAUUUCAAAGCAUAAUGUGUCAUAAAGGUCUGACAAGUACCAUUUCAAAGGCUCCCCCAAAUCCAAUCUAGAACCGCGGCCUUCUUUUUCUCAACAACUCGUGUCCUAUAAAGCCCUAGUAGUACUCCCAUCCCCAAUUUUUUUAGGGGGUCCUUGUCAAGUCAUAAGGCCCUUCAGAGUCAGCAUUCAGCAAAACAAACAAUGAAGACAAUGCCAUAUGUCCAUUUAACACUGACGGUCAUUUUCCCUCUUGUAGUUUUUUUUUUUUUUUUUUUUUUUUG
Thunnus maccoyii (southern bluefin tuna) is the source of this 3614-nucleotide messenger RNA. RefSeq names its product golgi-associated PDZ and coiled-coil motif containing (gene gopc). Gene Ontology annotation, cellular component: trans-Golgi network transport vesicle; membrane; Golgi apparatus. The record is from RefSeq and is a predicted model, not a curated record. Bases 334 to 1668 code for a protein of 444 amino acids. The transcript has 9 exons. Gene Ontology annotation, molecular function: transmembrane transporter binding. Gene Ontology annotation, biological process: negative regulation of protein localization to cell surface. NCBI's taxonomy places the organism in Eukaryota, Metazoa, Chordata, Actinopteri, Scombriformes, Scombridae.